Arabidopsis thaliana (thale cress) is the source of this 1162-nucleotide messenger RNA. RefSeq names its product vacuolar ATP synthase subunit E1 (gene TUF). The coding region runs from base 205 to 897 and encodes 230 amino acids. Gene Ontology annotation, biological process: proton transmembrane transport. Gene Ontology annotation, cellular component: proton-transporting two-sector ATPase complex, catalytic domain; vacuolar membrane. Lineage: Eukaryota; Viridiplantae; Streptophyta; Magnoliopsida; Brassicales; Brassicaceae. Gene Ontology annotation, molecular function: proton-transporting ATPase activity, rotational mechanism. The transcript has 6 exons. The record is from RefSeq and is marked reviewed.
UCUUAUCUUCUAGAAAACUGUAUCCCGUUUUUGUUCUUGUACUCUACACAAACAGACAACUUCAAAUUACUCAACACCACGUCGUGAAAAUCCGAUCUACGUCUCUGUCUCUCUCCAAUCUCUCUGCGCCACAGAAUUGUGCGAUUUACGAAAAUCUCUGAAACCUCCGAUCGUUAACGGCGACCGCCGAUUUUCCCGGUAAAAAUGAACGACGGAGAUGUAUCGAGGCAGAUCCAGCAGAUGGUGAGAUUUAUCCGCCAAGAAGCGGAAGAGAAAGCAAACGAGAUCUCGGUUUCUGCUGAAGAAGAAUUCAACAUUGAGAAACUCCAGCUUGUUGAGGCGGAGAAGAAGAAGAUCAGGCAAGAUUAUGAGAAGAAGGAGAAGCAAGCUGAUGUUCGCAAGAAGAUUGAUUACUCUAUGCAGCUAAAUGCAUCAAGGAUCAAAGUUCUUCAAGCGCAAGACGAUAUUGUCAAUGCCAUGAAAGACCAAGCAGCUAAGGAUCUUCUGAACGUUAGUCGCGAUGAGUAUGCCUACAAACAGCUCCUCAAGGAUCUAAUUGUUCAGUGUUUGCUUCGGUUGAAAGAACCUUCUGUGUUGUUGCGUUGUCGUGAAGAGGACUUGGGUUUAGUGGAAGCUGUACUUGAUGACGCAAAGGAGGAAUAUGCUGGUAAAGCAAAGGUUCAUGCCCCAGAGGUUGCUGUUGACACAAAAAUAUUCCUUCCCCCUCCUCCUAAAUCUAAUGAUCCUCAUGGUCUCCACUGCUCUGGAGGUGUUGUGUUAGCUUCUCGUGAUGGGAAAAUCGUGUGCGAGAACACACUUGAUGCGCGUCUUGAUGUGGCAUUCCGUAUGAAACUCCCAGUGAUCCGUAAGUCGUUGUUCGGCCAAGUUACUGCCUGAUGAAAGAAAGGAAAAGAGAAAAGAGAUUAUUCAAACCGGUUUGCGUUUGGUUAUUUACCUAUUUUGGGAGAGAUUUCUCUUUGUUGUGAUUCUUUGUAUUUUGCAAAAUCUUACUUUGGUGCCAAACCCAUCGAACGCUUCUUUUUUUCGAAUUCCUUUUUUUCAUUCCUCCUCGAAUGUGUGUUAUCAUGGCUAUACAAAUAAAUAAAAUGAAAGACUUCUUUUCUUUUUCUUCACUUUUUCUAUUCAAUGUCUAUGCUUUAUA